GGUCAAUACUAUCCUACAAUUGCACAAAUGUUAUUUUAUAUUUGUGGACUUACAAAACUAUUUGCGGAUUAUAGAGAAUCAAACGAACAUGAGGAAGCCGUUGAUGAAAUGAUUUUCAAAUUUAAAAAGUAUUUUUUUCCUAUUCCCGAUAUUUAUUUGAUUGCUUGUAUACUUGACCCGUCUUUAAAAUUAAGAAGUGCUCAGGGACUUGUUGAAAAAAAAAAAUUUGCAGUUAGAUAUUCCUCCUAAUGAACAUCCAAAUGUUGAAGAGUGUAAACGUAGCAUAGAAUUAAAAGCUAAAAUAAUGUAUAAUAAUUAUAAAUCUGCGGAAAGUAGAAGUGGAAAUCAACGUCCUUCACAAAAAAAUAAGGCUAAAUUUGGCAAUAGAAAAUUUGAUAGAUCAAUGGAUGCUGCAUGGCUUGGUAUUGCUAAUACUCAAAAUGAAAGUGAUCUUGAAUCUUAUCUUGAUCAGAGUUUGGAAAGCAUCAUUGUGGACGACGACGACAAUGAAGAUAUUUUAGGAUGGUGGAGGGAGUGUGGCAAGGCAUUUCCAUUACUCUCAAAAAUGGCUCGAGAUAUGCUAACUAUCCAAUCCUCAUCAGUAGCUUCAGAGGCAGCUUUUAGCGCGGCAAGAUUUCAACUUGGAGACCACAGACAUUCAUUAGCACAAGAUAGCUUGGAGAUUUCUGUCUUAUUCAGGGCUUGGAUCAACGCAGAAAGAAAAAAUUGUGGGCUACCAAAAUUAACCCGUCAAGAAGAAGAAGAAUAUGAAGAGAUAAUCAACACUAAUAGCGAUGAUGGCAUGGAACUUAUGGACCGUCAAGGAGAUAUACCAAUUCGUAAUUGAAUGCAACGGAAGCGAUACGACAAUUAGAAAAAAUGUACAUAGAUCCGUACAAGUUUUAGUGUGAUAAUUUAUAAUUAACUACUUAGAUGCCUAGUUAAAACAAAACCCUUCCUAGAAGGUGGCUGUGUAGAUUAGGUGCUCUUCUUGUAUUUGAGACUUUAAUUCAAGUUUUAUGAAAUUUAAAAGAUCUAUUUUGGAUAAAUAAACAUAAAGUUCUUACUUGAAAUUAUUUUUCUUUACAUAACUACAAAUAAGAAUGCAAUUCU
Messenger RNA from Lycium ferocissimum, 1113 nucleotides. Its product is annotated as zinc finger BED domain-containing protein DAYSLEEPER-like. Lineage: Eukaryota; Viridiplantae; Streptophyta; Magnoliopsida; Solanales; Solanaceae. The coding region runs from base 305 to 847 and encodes 180 amino acids. Gene Ontology annotation, molecular function: protein dimerization activity. The record is from RefSeq and is a predicted model, not a curated record. The transcript is spliced from 2 exons.